This is a messenger RNA of Guillardia theta CCMP2712, 723 nucleotides long. RefSeq lists its product as hypothetical. The record is from RefSeq and is a predicted model, not a curated record. The coding region runs from base 1 to 723 and encodes 240 amino acids. Gene Ontology annotation, biological process: magnesium ion transport. Gene Ontology annotation, cellular component: membrane. Gene Ontology annotation, molecular function: magnesium ion transmembrane transporter activity. The transcript has a single exon. Lineage: Eukaryota; Cryptophyceae; Pyrenomonadales; Geminigeraceae.
AUGGUCCUGGGCGAAACAGGGAACUUUCUGGCGUACGCGUAUGCUCCUGCUACCCUCGUUGCUCCCCUCGGUGCCGUCACGGUGAUCAGCAAUAGCAUCCUCGCUCACUACGUGCUCAAGGAGGACUUGAGGCCGAGGAACGUCGCCGGCGUCGUCCUCGCAAUCCUCGGCGCUGUCCUCAUCGUCGUGUAUGCACCAGACUCGCAGAAGCAGUUGACCAUGGAGCUGCUGGAGCAGUACAUGAGCGAGACCUCCUUCAUCAUCUUCAUCAUCUUCAUCCUCCUCACCAUCACAGGGCUUCACGCGCUGGGGGAGCAGUACAAGAAGCGGUAUGUGGUGCUGUACCUGCUCAUGUGCUCCCUGUACGGAUCGCUCACGGUCAUGUGCGUCAAGGGAGUUUCAACUGCCUUCAUUCUCACCAUGUCGGGGCACAACGCUUUCAAUCACCUGCUGCCUUGGGUCCUGGUGAUCACCAUGAUCGUCACCACCAUCACUCAGAUCCGCAUCCUCAACCUUGCCAUGAUCAACUUCGGUGCUUCGGAGGUGGUCCCGGUCUACUACGUCCUCUUCACCUUCUGCUCGGUGCGUUGGUUGCAGACAGAGAUAGGAGAGAAGAGGAGGGUUAACGACGAGGAGAGUAGAACCAGGAACGGAUAUGGAGGGAGAAAGGGGAAAGCAGAUGGAGAAGGAAGAGGAGGGAGAGGGAUGAAAGAAUUGAAAUGA